Phalaenopsis equestris is the source of this 1174-nucleotide messenger RNA. RefSeq names its product RING-H2 finger protein ATL67-like. Gene Ontology annotation, molecular function: transferase activity. Gene Ontology annotation, biological process: protein ubiquitination. Bases 329 to 934 code for a protein of 201 amino acids. NCBI's taxonomy places the organism in Eukaryota, Viridiplantae, Streptophyta, Magnoliopsida, Asparagales, Orchidaceae. The transcript has a single exon. The record is from RefSeq and is a predicted model, not a curated record.
CAGAAGUUUCCACUUGAGUUCUUCAUCCCUGUGGGCUGUGUGGUCCUCAUCCUCUCUGCUUCUCCAUUAACACCAAAUUCUCUCUCCCCUCCUCCACAAUAAAAGCUCUCUCUUUCUCCUUUCUCCCCCCUCUUCUCUUCCCCUCGUCUCCCGCAUCCAUCUCUAGCAAUAAAUGCAGUAGCUGGGAAACCCACUCGCUCCCCUUCGCCACCAAUUACCAAGAAAACCCGCAAGAGAAAAAAAGAAAGAAAAAAAAAAAAGGAAAAAAAUCGUCACAGGUUCCUUCGAUCAUGCCACAAAACCCUCUUCUCCUUCUCCUCCCUCCCCAAUGUCCUCCUUCACCGCCGCCUCUGCUCAAUCUCCCUCCUUCCUUCGCAGCCUCAGCAAUCUAGGCUUAGGCUAUGCCAUCGCCAUCGCUCUCGGCCUACUCGUCCUACUCUCCACUCUCCUCCUCGCCUCCUACCUCUGCUGCCGUGUCUCCUCUCGCCGCCGGCGAACCCCUUCUUCCGACGCCGAUUCGCUCGGAGGCGUCGUUCUCCCCCGCAUCAUCUUCGUUGCAGAAGAUGAUGAGGAGGAAGGGCGUAACAACAACACGGUCAUGGCCGCCGCUUCAAUGGUCGGGCUUGAUCCGACCGCCAUCGCAUCGUAUCCUAAGUUCCAGUUCUCCUCCGCGGCCGCGAAGGCGAAGGGAGACGGAGAUGGAACAUGCGCCAUCUGUCUCUGCGAGUAUAGAGAAGCCGAGAUGCUGAGGAUGAUGCCGGAUUGCGGCCAUUCUUUCCACCUUAUGUGCAUCGAUGCGUGGCUUCGUCUCAACCCUUCGUGUCCGGUCUGUCGCAACUCGCCUAUGCCGACUCCCCAGUCGACUCCGCUAUCUACUCCCCUUUCCGAGCUCGUUCCUCUCUCCCAAUUCGCCGGCGACCGUCGCCGGAGGUGAUGGAUGGUCCUAGGUUGUCUUUUCCUUCUUUUGUUCUUACACACAGGUGCGCGGUUUCUGUGACUAGGGUUUGCUAAUUUAGAUGUCCUUUUUCUGAUAUUAUAUAUACCCUAGCUUUUAGUCUGCUUUCCCUGCCUUUUUACUUGGAUUCUUCUGGUGAAGAAGAUAGUUUGGAUCUUCAGUUGAGAUGUGGGGGCUUUUUUUUCUUCUUCUUUUCUUUAAUUAUGCAAUUCGGAAUCU